GUCGCUGCGGGGCGGUCUCUGUGGUUUCCUGCAUCGUCCAUCCAACUGUCAUAGUAGAGGCUGUCCUUCCUGGCCAGGUCUCAUGCAAAUGAGCUGUUUGAAUAUUCAUCGCAGCGCUUAUUCUCUCAGACCGCAGUAUUUCAUUCGUUCAGUUUGUUCGCGCACUUCGUUGAUUGCAGCACGCCUGUAGUGUUACUAGAUCUACGUGGAAAAAACACAAGUUAGUUCGCUUCGAAGAUCUGAUUUGUUUCCAAUUCCUUCAGGUUCCUAGACGUUUAACCAUCCACACACAGCAUGUCUUGGGGAUACAGCAAAGAAGAUGGUCCAGCCACAUGGGCUAAAAACUUCCCGGCAGCGGGCGGUCCCAGACAGAGUCCAGUGGACAUUGUCCCGGCCUCUGCUGUAUUUGACCAGGGUCUAGCCAACAAACCCUUGACCAUCAACUACUCGGCUGAGGACGAUCUGCAGCUGGAAAACCCAGGGCUCUCAUUCAAGGCCAACAUCUCAAGAGAUGAUGUGAUCAGUGGAGGACCUUUGGACAGUACGAAGUACAAGUUGGUCCAGUUUCACUUUCACUGGGGCAAAGGGGACAAGGAAGGCUCAGAACACACUGUGAAUGGAGCUAUGUAUCCCUCAGAGCUCCAUCUGGUGCACUACAAUGCUGACAAGUACGCCAGUUUCGGCGAGGCAGUCACGGAAAGCGACGGACUGGCGGUUCUUGGCGUUUUCAUCAAGGAAACACUACCAACUACUGGACUUACGAAGGGUCCCUCACCACCCCGCCGUGCUGUGAAAGUGUUAGGUGGAUCGUUUUCCAAGACGUGAUCGAAAUUUCAGCCCAACAAAUUGACUCCCUAAGAAACCUGUGCUGUGAUGAGUGUGGUAAGGAACGUAUCCCGGCCAACUACCGUCCUCCCCUACCCCUUGGAAAGAGAGAGCUCAGGGCGUCUUUCAGACUUUAGAAAGUUUACAUUCAUGACAGAAACUGUGUCCAAAUUAGUUUCUCUUUCUGUUGCUUCUGUGAUAGUAUUAGUAAAAAGUGUUCUAUUUUUAGAAAGAAAGAGUCUAUUACUUAUUGUCACAUUCAAUUUUUUUUAUUGCAAUCUCAAACCAUCACACCUUUGGACCUUUUCCCAAACUAUAUUUACGCGCAGUUUCUGUGAAUGGUGUUGAUAGGACGGGGUGGUGCGGGAGGAGAAGGAAGGUGAGAGGAGCAGGAAGGUGGGA
Messenger RNA from Aplysia californica (California sea hare), 1227 nucleotides. Its product is annotated as carbonic anhydrase 1. NCBI's taxonomy places the organism in Eukaryota, Metazoa, Mollusca, Gastropoda, Aplysiida, Aplysiidae. Gene Ontology annotation, cellular component: cytoplasm. Gene Ontology annotation, molecular function: zinc ion binding; carbonate dehydratase activity. The record is from RefSeq and is a predicted model, not a curated record.